UAUAAAUUCAUUCUUUUAAAUUUUCUGGGUUCUGGCCAUCCCACGUGACAAGGGUGAGCAAACUUGACAAACAGCUAUCAUUUUCUCCAGAUUUAACACCACAACCCCCAACUGAACGCACAAAAAUCAUGCCGCUCAUAAUCCUCACCGGCUACCCCACAUCCGGGAAAACCCAUCGCGCAAAACAACUCCAAACCUACCUCCAGUCCCGAAUCUCCUCUCUCCCCACCACCUCUCCCUCCUCCAGUCUGCGCGUGCACCUAAUAUCUGACCACACGCUGUCCAUCCCGCGGAGCGUCUACAACCUCGAAACGAAAUCCCAACACGAGCGCUCCAACAAUGCCUCGGAGAAAGACGCAAGGGCCACGAUCUAUGCGGCUGUGAAGAGAGUGUUGAGUACCAAGGAUGUGGUGAUCCUGGAUGGCGCAAAUUAUAUCAAGGGGUGGAGAUACCAGUUGUAUUGUGAGUCAAAGGCGGUGAGGACGCCGCACUGUGUGGUUCAUGUAGGCACGCCGGUGGAGAAGGCGAGGGAGGUGAAUGAUGAGCGGUUGACUGGGAGAACUGCCCUGGCUGGCGAAAAUAGCGGAGAGGGAGAAAGUAGAGAGGAGGAACAGCCGUAUGAGAGUGAAUGUUGGGAGAACUUGGUUUAUAGGUAUGAAGAGCCGAAUGCGAUGGCGAGGUGGGAUGCACCGUUGUUCACGGUACUGUGGGAGGAUGAGAUGCCGCCUUGUGAAGCGAUUUGGGAAGCGUUGGUGGGGCCUGAUGCUGAGGGCGGGAAGAAAGCCGUCAGACCGAAUCAGGCUACCGUGUUGAAGGCGCCGAGUAGUGAGGAUUACCUUUACGAACUGGAUAAGAGCACACAGGCGAUUCUGAAUAAGAUAUUGGAGUGGGCGAAGGAUCAUCCUGGGGAAGGAGGUGGAGAGGUCGCCGUUGGAGAUGGUGCUGAUGAAGAGUUGGUGGUGGAGUUACCAGCAAACUCCGUUGGCCUACCAGCUUUGCAGAGAUUGAGAAGGCAGUUUAUAAGUCUGAAUCGGCAGAAUGCCGUGCCAGUCAAGAGGAUACGAGAGAGUUUCGUCGGAUACUUGAAUGACUCCUUUGAGGCUGCAUAGACACUGGAUAUGGAUGGGCAUUAUAGGAUACAUUGUAGGAUACAUUGGAAAGA
Molecule: messenger RNA, 1162 nt
Organism: Hyaloscypha bicolor E
Lineage: Eukaryota; Fungi; Ascomycota; Leotiomycetes; Helotiales; Hyaloscyphaceae
Product: RNA polymerase II Elongator complex associated protein-like protein Kti12
Exons: 2
Coding region: 129-1109 (326 amino acids)
Source: RefSeq, a predicted model, not a curated record